UGAUGUAAAUGUUCACAAACCGCAAAAGUUGGCGUGAUUUGAUUCACAACCAUUUGGUGUGGUGUUUACGCCUUAGAUCGCAUUAGAGCAACGACCCGAAAUGGAAUGGACAGCUGCUAACAUGUAUGAAGAUGACUCGGAGCUUCUUCGUCAACGAUUCAACCCAUUGUUGAUCCAUCACUCGCUGUUGUUGUCCUGGGCAGACGACGAUGAGGAUGAACUCGUCUUACAGGGAUGUAAAAUAAUCCACCAGGCCGUUUUAGAUGCCUUCUACAGGCAGAAGAGAAUCUGUCAUCCGUAUUUGACAAGACCGUCAUUGCUGCUGAAUUCUAGAUCAGAAACACCCUGGACAAGUUUAUGGCAGAGAUUCCGUGACGCUUGGGAAAGAGGCCCCCUAGGACGAGCCGACGUUGACGAAACAGCAACACCUAGACCAGGACGACGAAGUUUGGAUGCUUUCCAAGUGUCGGGCGACAGAUAUAUUCGUCAUGCUCUGACGCUGCUCAAGGAGACACUGAUGACAAUGGAAGACGCUCGAAUCGAGUGGCCGAGUCACGAACAAAUUGUGGAAAACUCAAACAUCAUACAUAAUCGGCAUCCUUUACUGCUGUCUGGCUUCGGUUUUGUUGAUGGACUCAGUCUACCUAUAAAGACACCGACAGACGAAGAAUUACAGGAAGAAUACUACAACGGAUGGAAGAAAACACAUUGUGUUAGUAACUUAUUGGUCUUUUCUCCUGAUGGGUGUAUAAUUUGGGCUAGCAUAAAUGAUCCGGGUCGCUACAAUGAUUCUCGAGUCGCUGGGAACUUGUAUCCUGUUCUCCUUGAUCCUACUAGGACUCCAGGAGCAUACUAUUUAAUCGCCGAUACGGCCUUCCCUCGAGUGUCGGAUAGGCUGAAGCAAAAAAUAAAGGCUCCAAUUAAAUCCAAUGAUCGGCUAGCUCAAGAUCCCGUCGAGCGUCACACUCUUCAACAAUUUAGCUCGGAGCUGACGUCGUGUAGGCAGGCGGUGGAAUGGGGUAUGAGGGCUCUACAGGGCUCAUUCACUAGAUUGAAGCGUAAGCUUCCAGGUGGAGGAACUCAAAAUGGUGAUGAUAACUACCGGAUCGAUUUAAUCAGUACUUGUUUACAUCGCUUCAAUCUCAGAACUCGUCGUGUUGAAAUCAAUCAGAUCAAGAGAGUCUAUGAAGGCUUGUGA
This is a messenger RNA of Synchytrium microbalum, 1198 nucleotides long. RefSeq lists its product as uncharacterized. The transcript has 5 exons. The record is from RefSeq and is a predicted model, not a curated record. Bases 101 to 1198 code for a protein of 365 amino acids. Lineage: Eukaryota; Fungi; Chytridiomycota; Chytridiomycetes; Synchytriales; Synchytriaceae.